Molecule: messenger RNA, 7403 nt
Organism: Cicer arietinum (chickpea)
Lineage: Eukaryota; Viridiplantae; Streptophyta; Magnoliopsida; Fabales; Fabaceae
Source: RefSeq, a predicted model, not a curated record
AUUCUAGAGUGUUGAAGCAUACAAGAUUCUAGAGUGUACCUUUUUCCCUCACCGAGGAUGUGGAAUUAAGAAUAAGUUGGUUUGUCAUUUUUUUGUUCUGUUGAUUUGCCAUUUCCUUUGUAAUAUUUUUUUUCUAUUUUCUUGUUAAUUGUGAUACUUAGGAGUAAAGUUAAGAAUAAUAGUAUUCUCUGUUACAGUGGCCCUAGGAUUCAUCUGUGGUAAGAAGAAGCCAAAAUUGUGUCAUUUCAUUUGGAGUACAUGAUCUUUCAAUGGAAAUUUGUUCCAAUAAUUCAUAAGCUCUUGCAGGCUGUGUCGAAUACUUUUAGCUGUUGCUACGUUUUAAUUCGGCCAUCUUUACUAAGAAUCUUCACAUUUCAUUAUUUGUUUGAUACUCGGCCUGUACUUUUGUCAGUUCCUUUGAGUUUUUUGUGUGGAAGUUACAGGGGAGAUAGCCUAUGAUUGUGUAGUUUGCUGUGGAACUCGUGGCAGGAAGAGGUUCAUUUCUCACACACUCUUAGGAUAAAAACGGUCAUUUUGUACUUACAUAUCUAAUAUAUUAUUGUUUUGGGAUAUUUGUCCUUUGAUGGAGUGCCUUGCUAGUUUUGGAUUUUUUGUGUUGCUGUUUCAGCAAGAUUCUAGAGUGUUGAAGCAUACAAGAUUCUAGAGUGUACCUUUUUCCCUCACCGAGGAUGUGGAAUUAAGGAUAAGUUGGUUUGUCAUUUUUUUUUGUUCUGUUGAUUUGCCAUUUCCUUUGUAAUAUUUUUUUUCUAUUUUCUUGCUAAUUGUGAUACUUAGGAGUAAGUUUAAGAAUAAUAGUAUUAUCUUUAGUUGUACAUGAGUUCCUUCUGGUAUAGUGGGAAAGUCUAAUUUUGCGUUGGAGCACCGGAAUCUACAAUUGGUACAUGAACUCAUUCUGGUAUAGGGGUAAAGCCUAAUUUUGCAUAGGGGUAAAGCCUAAUUUUGCAUAGGAGCUUUGGAAUCUACAAUUGGUUGUGUCCUAUAUUCUCACAAUUGUCGUUCUUUGAUUUUGGUGAUCUCUACUCUGACGACGUUAUUUUCUUGUUUCUUUGUCUUUUGAAGACUUGUUUUCUCGAUCUUUUGAGAGGUAUGUGUGGGUGUCACAUGGGGAUGUAGGCAGUGAAAGCCAUGGCAUAGAUUAUCAAGGACUGUGAUUUUGCUAUGGAGAGAGCCAGAUAUAAUAAACGAAUUUCUUCAAUUAGUGGUUCUUCAUUUUUUAAUUUUUGGCUUUGAUCAGAAGAAAAAAGAAUAUAAUUGUGAGAAUAUUUUUCUGCAGCGCGAUUUGUCAAACUAAUAAAUUCUUCACGGAGUGUGCCUUGAUGUUUGAUUUGGUGUAGAGUACCAAGUUUCAGUUUUAAUGUGGUACCCUAUACUAAUAUUAUAAAUUAUGUCCAUUCAUGUCUUCUCGGUCAAUUCCUAUCAACCAGACCAGUUUUCUCGAUUUACUUUUAUGAUUUCCACUAUUUCAGGUCAGAUGAGUCUAUUGGUGUGUGUGGUAAGAGUUGAUUGUUAUAAUUGAAAGAUUGUUAUAAUUGAAAAGUUGAGCCUUAGGGGUUUUCUUAGUUCUUAUUAUUAAUACAUCUUUUUUCUUACAAAUGUUGUUCUACAUUUGGGUUUUUGAUUUGUAUUCUCACAGUGCAAAAGUUUAGGAGAACAUGGUGGGGCUCUCUUUGUUCUGAUGAUAUGCAACCUGGUUUGCAGAAUUAUGCUACUCUUCUAUCUUUUUUCUUGGUUUUUUGUGCAUCUAUUUGUCACUGCAAAAUUUUAUGUACCUGUACCAUCUGGUGUUUCAUUGCUUGAUGUGAAUGCACCUUUUAGUUCGCUCUCUGAAGUAGAAAAAUUGGAGAACUCAUCUUCUGCUUUGUACAACUAAUCUUCUGUGAAUGAAUUGACAAGGACACAUGAACCAUAAUGUCAUGCUGGCUGUUCAUAUAUUUCAUAGGCAUUAAUUUCAGCAUCCACACUCCUCGAUUCCUUUAUGAAAGCUUAGGGGGUGAGAUUAUCAACUCCAUUCAAAUUUUGGAGAUAAUUGACCAUAUUUUAGUCAUAUAUUUCCUACUAAUGUUUAUUCAGGAUUGUUGUCCUCUAACUGUGUACAAUCCAAUGUUGAUGUUUUGGUGUCUGCAUAGUUUUUCUGGUUUAGAAUCCAAGAUUCUGGAGUAAAACUUCCUUUCCCAUUACGAGAAAUUUUGGACAACUUGGUUAGGUGGUGUAUCUUUGGGAGACAACUUGGCUGGGAAGUGAUAAUAUUAUUUUAGCGUUUUGUUGUUAUUUGUGAUUUGUGGUUGGUAUACUCCUAAAAAGAUAUUGUCUUCGUUACAGUGGCAGAAGGACUCGUCUGUAGUUGGAAGAAGCAAAAAUUGUGUCAUUUCAUACAAGAGUACAUCAUCUUGCAAACUGGAUGGAAAUUUCUUCCUAUGAUUCCUCGUCUAUUGUCCUGUUUCGUAUACUUUCUACUGCCGCUAGACUUUAUAUUUGGUCAGCUUUACUAACCAUCUUCACAUUGCAUUAUUUGUUUGAUACUCAACUUAUACUUUUUUCAGUUCCUUGGAGGUUUCUGUGUGGAAGUUACAGUUGAGAUAGCCUAUGAUUGUGUGGUUUGCCAUGGAAACCGUGGCUUGAAGAAGUUCAGUUCACAUACCCUUCGGAUAAAAACAGUCAUUUUUUUUUCUUUACAUAUCUAAUAUCUUAUUGUUUUGGGAUAUUUGUCCUUUGAUGGAGUGCCUUGCUGGUGUUAGAUUUUUUGUGUUUCUGUUUCAGCAAAAUUAUGUAGUAUUUGAAGCAUACAAGAUUCUAGAACCUUUGCCCUCCCCAAGGAUGUGAAAUUCAGGAUAACUUGGUUUGGCACUUUUUUGUACUGUCGAUUUGCCAUUCCUUUUGUUAUAUUUUUUUCUCUAUAUUAUUGUCAAUUGUGAUAAAUAAAAAUAAGAAUAAGAAUAAGAACAAAAUUAAUAUAUCAUCCCUCAAGUUGUACAAGAUCUUUGGUGUAGGGGUGCUGUCAAAUUUUGUAUAGGAGGACUAGAAUCUACAAUUGACUGUAUCAUAUUGUCAAAGCCGUUCUUUCACUUGGUUGUUUCUACUUUUGAUUGAAUUGUUCACGUUUGUCUUUUGAUAAUCUUGUGUGGGUAUCACGAGGAGGACGUAGAGUGAAAGCCAUGGUAGAGAUUAUCAAAAAGAGAGCCUAUGAAUGUACCAUUUGAUGUGAAAGCUGUUGCGGACAUUUUAAGGACAUGCUUUUUAAGCCUUUGGAUUUAGUAGGUGAUUUUUCUCCUUGAAUUUAUUAAUUCUGGAAUGGGUAUCCUGAUAUUGUAAUUUGGCAAUAUUGAUUAUUGUGUUUUUAAUUAAAAGCUUAAGGAGGGCUUCAGUAUAUAUGAUUAUGAAAUACAUAUACAUUUCUUUCAAAGAUAAUUUGAGACAUGCGUUCAUCUGUUUACAGAAAGAGUUGAAGUUUAGUUCAUCUAGAGCCUUUUUUGAUACUUGAUGCAUGGAUUAAUUACAGAUUUUGAUCGUAGGGCAUACUAAUGAAUCAUGAACUUAAUUUUCUGCAGCUUGGUUUAUGAAAAUGACAACGUUCUUCAUAACAUUGAGCCUUCAGCUUUGAUUUUGUGAUCUCUACUAUAUUCUUUUUGUUUAAGUAUUUCCUUACCGAUUCGAGAGAAUUUUUUUCCAAUUGUUAUUUCCCUGUUUGGUGUUGCAGGAGAAGUAAUAUCUGAAACACAGAAUUCCUUCUGGUUCUAUCUUACUGUUUGAUCUUUAUUAUUCGCUCUCUUUUCUCCUUGGUUAUUUUGGUUUCCUGAUUGAGGUUUUUUUAUAGGUUUGAUGUUCUUGCUGGUUUUGAGCUUGAAGUUUGCUUUUAUUAUUAUGAUUAUUGUAUUUGCUGUUAUUAUUGAGUUUUUAGGGCUUUGAUCGUCUGCUCUUCCAAUUCUUCUUUUAUGUCAAUUUUUUGAAUUUGAAUUUUUUUCUUCAUUUGAUUGUUUAUAUAGUUUUUGGAUAUAAUUAUGCAUUCGAAAAUCGAGAGAUACUCUUAUAUAGAAAAACAAUUGAGAUGUGUGUUUAUCCGUUUUGCAGCUAGCUUUUUUCUUGGUUUUUGUGCAUUUAUUUGUCACUGACAAAUUUUCUGUACCUCUCCACACUUCUCUAUUUCUUUGUGAAAGCUUAGGGGGUGAGACUAUCAACCCCAUUUAAUUUUGGAGAUAAUUGACAAUUUUCUAGUCAUAUUUCCUACUAAUGUUUGUUCUGGAUUGUUGUCCUCUGACUGUGUACAAUCCAAUGUUGAAGUUUUGGUGUUUGUGCACAGUUUUUCUCCGGUUUAGCAUACAAGAUUCUGGAUUAACACUACCUUUCUCUUUGCCAGCAAUUUUGGACAACUUGGUUAGGUAUCUUUUGGGGACAACUUGGCUGGGAAGAGAUAAUAUUCUUUUACCGUUUUGUUGUUGUUUGUGAUUUGUGGUUGGUAUACUCCUAAAAAGAUAUCAGCUUCGUUACAGUGGCCGAAGGACUCACCUGUAGUAAGAAGCAAAAAUUAUGUCAUUUCAUACAAGAAGCAAAUUGGAUGGAAAUUUGUUCCUAUGUUUCAUCGUCUUUUGCAGGCUGUUCCGUAUACUUUCUGCUGCUGCUAGACUUCAUAUUUGGUAUUAAGAAUCUUCAGAUUUCAUUCUUUGUUUGAUACUGUACACAUACUUUUGUCAAUUCCUUUGAGGUUUAUGUGUGGAAGUUAUAGUUGAGAUAGUCAAUGAUUGUGUUGUUUUUGAUAUGGUACCUUUGGCACAAAGAAGUUCAGUGCACAUACCCUUCAGAUAAAAACGGUCAUUUUUUUCUAUACAUAUCUUUGUUGUUUUGGGAUGGUUGUCCUUUGAUAGAGUGUCCUGCUGUUGUUGGAUUUUUUAUGUUUCUAUUUCAGCAAGAUUCUAGAGUGUUGAAGCAUACAAGAUACUACAGUUUACCUUUUCCCUCCCCGAGGAUGUGGAAUUCAGGAUAAGUGGUGUGCCACUUUUUUGUUCUGUCGACUUGUCAUUCCUUUUGUUGUAUUUUUUUUCUAUAUUCUUGUUAAUUGUAAGGACAAAAAUAAUAAUAUCAUCUCUCAAGUUGUACAAGAACUGGUGUAGGGGUGAAGUCAAAUUUUGUAUUGGAGGACUAGAAUCUACAAUUGCCUGUGUAAGUUGUAGUUCUUUCUUUUGGUUGUCCCCACUUUUCACUGAAUUAUUCACCUUUCUUUGUCUUUUGAUCAUCUUGUGUGGGUGUCACGAGGAGGUAGAGUGAAAGCCAUGGCAGAGAUUAUCAAGAAGAGAGCCUAUGAAUGUUCCAUUGGAUUUAGUGGGUGAUUUUUCUCCUUGAAUUUAUUCUGGAAUGCGUACCCUGAUAUUGUAAUGUGCAAUAUUCAUUGUUGUGUUUUUUAUUACAAGUUUACAGAGGGUUUCAGUAUUUAUGAUUAUGAAGUACAUGUACAUUUCUUUCAAAGAUAAUUGGAGACAUUUAGAGCCUUUUUAGAUACUAUGCAUGGAUUAGAAAAGGAAAACCGCCAGAUAAAUCAAACUUCUUCAUUGAGACAUCAUUUUUAUUUACAGAUUUUGAUCUUAAGGAUAUGGGUUGCAACAUCUGUGGCAUUAGUAUCAAGUUCAAUCGGAUAUAACUUUGAAUGUAAUGUGGGAUGUGAAGGCAUUGGCAGACAUUAUCAAGGAUGUGAAGUCUUUAGAAUAAAACUUGUCAUUGUAUCGAAAUGUAAAUUUUCUUGAAUUUAAUAGUUGUCCGUGGUGUUAGUAAUAUUGAUUUUUGCGUAUAUCAAAAGAUAAGAAAUGCUUAUGUAUUUAUGAUUCUGCCAAACAUUGGGUAGGAUAUUGAAUUUGGAGUAUAUUUCGCAGUUUUAGGAACAGAUGUGCUUUAAUUUCCUUUACUAUUGCCAAGAAUGUGAAUGUUCUCAUCAUUGAAAUCCUUUUUUUUAUCAUGGUUUUAAGAAGUUCAAAGUUUGUUUCAUUAUAGUUUAUAUUUAAUUAAUUUUGAUCAAAAGGAUUUUGAACAAAGUUCUUCACUGCAUGAUGACUUGGGAUUUGCCUAUCUCUAUUGAAAUGUUUUCCUUUUAAUCUUUACUAAAAUUUUCAGUGGCUUUCUUGUUUUCUUAUUUGUUUUAUUUUUGCUUGUGUUGCAAGAGGAAUAUUUUGAACAUGCGAUUCUUAAUUAAUUACUUCAACAAAUUAGAAACACAUUUGUCUUAUUAAAUUGUAUUAACUAUUUUUUGAAACAACUGGUAUGUCAAGCUCUUGGUUCCACUUUAUUUGAAUCAUUAAUAUGUAAAAUAAUUUGAUUUAUUAAAUGUUGUCAUUUCUAUAUUGGAAUAAGUAGUUAUGAGGUCUAAAUAUCUAAAUUGCACAGUCAUUAGGUGAAUGCAGUCUAAUGUAUUUCCUUGUAUGUUUAUAACGUUAAAGAGAAAUCAGGAGUCCUUAGACAUGUAAGUUUUAUUCUACUUUGUUCAUUCAUCAUUGGCUCUAAAUAAAAUUUAAUAUUGUCACUGGAUCAUGUAUUACUUUUUCAAGCUAUUAUGCAGUUUACCAUGUUGAAACAAUUAUAUUCUUUGUAGUAUUAAGCCUUAGUUUAAGUUUGGUGACAAAGACUGAAUAAUUUUUUUUUUUUUUAUUGUGUAUUUUAGUUAUAUUCAAUGGUUAAAGAUUUUUCUUAUUAUGAGGAGUCCAGGGUGUCUAAUUGUGUUGUUGAGAAGAUCUUUCCUAAUUGCGAUGAAUGAUAUGUUCUACUGCCUGUCAAUAGUUCCUACUUUUAUUAGGCUCAAAAUUGGUCAUCUCUAACUCUUUUAAUUGCAAUUUUUCUUUGAUAAGCAUCUACCUUUUGCACUUCCUUUUUGUUUUCUGUGCAUGUCACAGGGAGUCCAUCCGUGUUUGGGUGUGCCGUGGAACUCGUGGCAGGUUGUGGUUUGCACCAUUCAAUACAAUCUUUGGAUGUUUUCCCCUCUAUAUGUGAAUAAUUUUAAGGGUGGGUUAACUUUCAUUUUCUAUUCGUCCAAGAGUUUACAAAUCCACAACAUCUACCUUUUGCACUUCCUUUAUGUUUUCUGUGCAUGUCACUGGGAGUCCAUCCGUGUUUGGGUGUGCCGUGGAACUCGUGGCAGGUUGUGGUUUGCACCAUUCAAUACAAUCUUUGGAUGUUUUCCCCUCUAUAUCUGGGAGUCCAUCCGUGUUUGGGUGUGCCGUGGAACUCGUGGCAGGUUGUGGUUUUGCACCAUUCAAUACAAUCUUUGGAUGUUUUCCCCUCUAUAUGUGUGUCAAACUUUGCUCAAAAAUAGGGUUUGUCAAACUUUUUGUCAAGAUAUCAACAGUUUGCAGAUUGGAAGUCACAAAUGGCAAACAUAAUCAUUUUAAUGGAGUCCAUCCGUAUUUGGG